Mangifera indica (mango) is the source of this 1732-nucleotide messenger RNA. Its product is annotated as disease resistance protein At4g27190-like. Bases 296 to 1732 code for a protein of 478 amino acids. Lineage: Eukaryota; Viridiplantae; Streptophyta; Magnoliopsida; Sapindales; Anacardiaceae. The record is from RefSeq and is a predicted model, not a curated record. Gene Ontology annotation, molecular function: protein binding. The transcript is spliced from 2 exons.
GUUUCAGGAAAACCUACUGAUGUAAAGAAGAUUCAGACAACAAUAGCAAACCAAUUGGGUCUAAAAUUCAGAAACGAAGACGAAAGUGAAAUGGCAGAUAAGAUAUAUUCAAGAAUGAAGGAUAAGAAUAUCCUUUUAAUUCUAGAUAAUAUUUGGGAAGCUCUAGAGCUUGAUAAGACAAUAGGAAUUCCUUGCGAAGAUGAACGUGGAAGAAAUAAACUUUUAUUUACAACAAGAGACUUAGAUGUGUUGGAGAGGAUGGGCUCCACAAAUAAUUUCAGGAUGGGCAUUUUAAAUGAAGAAGAAGCUUGGACCUUAUUCACCAAAAUGGCAGCCUUUGACAGGUGAUGUUAUUCAAACACAUAGAUUGGAUUCUCUACCGAAUGAUGUUUGUAAGGAAUACAAGGGUUUACCUAUUGUCAUUUGUACAAUAGGAAAAGCAUUAAAAAAUAAAAAUCGUUUAUCUUUUUGGAGUUGUGCAUUGCAAGAAUUAAGAAAACCCUCUCCAACAAAGUACUCAGCACUCCUAGAUAAGGAAUACAAGAAUAUUGCCUUAAGUUAUGAGUAUUUAAAAGAUGAGGAACUUAGGAAAACGUUUUUAAUUUCUAGUCUAAUAGAAAAUAAUACUUCAAUUUCAGACUUGUUCAAACAUGUUGUGUGUUUGGAUGUAUUUGGUAGAGCUAAUUUGACAAUGGAAGAAGCACGACUUAGACUAGAUAAAUUGGUUUACAACCUCAAAGAUGCUUGUUUAUUGCUUGAUGGGUUCAAAAACGGCCAAUUUGCUAUGCAUGAUGUUGUUCGUGAUGUUGCCACAACAAUUGCAUAUGUGGAUCACUAUGUGUUUACAACAAGAAAUGACGUUGAACAGGAAUGGAAAAAUAAAGACAAACUCAAGAAAUGCACAAAGAUCUUCUUACUUGAUAAUAGUACUAUUAUUAGUAAACUUUGGCCAAAUGAUUUCGAUUGUCCAAAUCUUGAAUAUUUUCAUAUGACCAAGAUGUGGAACUCUUCUUUCAAAAUCCCAGAGGACUUCUUCACAGUGAUGCCAAAGCUUAGAGUGUUGAAUUUGGUUAGACUACAACAAUCGUCAUUGCCAUCAUUAAUUCAUUGUUUGACAAACCUUCAAACAUUGUGUUUAAGGAAUAGCAGCAUGGAAGGUGUUUCUAUUAUUGGAAAGCUUAAUAAGCUAAAGGUCCUUAGCUUGCAACAUUUUAACAUUAAGGAGUUUUCUACGGAAAUGGGUCAAUUAACUCAAUUAAGACUAUUAGAUUUGAGCUAUUGUUGUCAUUUGAAAGUUAUUGCUCCAAAUGUGAUAUCAAAAUUAUCCAAUUUGGAAGAACUUUAUUUGGAGGCGUGCCCUAUUCAGUGGAAGAUUGAAGUACUUGAGGAAUUGAAGCUCUUGUCUAACCUCGUCAGUGUAGAAUUGGAAAUUAAAGAUCACAAGGUUUUGCCUGAAAACUUCUUUUCUAGAAAGCUUAUAAGGUACAAAAUAUUAGUAGAAUAUUGGCGGUACCCAUAUCCAAAAAUUAGUGAACAAGAGUGUUUGAUGAUAUUGAAAUUGAUGAUCAAUCCUACCAUCUACUGGGAAAAAUUAUGCGGAAUCAAGAAUGUUGAACUCUUAUGCUUAACCGAAUAUGAAGAUGAUGACGAUGAGGAUGAGGACGAUCUUGAGCAUUCAAAAUUCAAUUUGCAGUCCAAUGAAAUCACACCGCUUUUUAAUAAGAAGGUUUGA